AUGUCCGGAGGGGCAAAAGGUCGCUUUGAUGCAUAUACUCUAGUGGAAGAAGCUGAGUAUUGGUGGGAGAAUACUCGCCAAUGCCUGGAGGCCGAAGGUCAAGAUGUGACCUGGGAUGUUUUCAAGAGAGUGUUUUUGGAGAAAUACUUUCCCGAGGAUGUUAGGAACAAGAAGGAGAUGGAGUUCUUGGAGCUUAAGCAGGGAAGUAUGACUGUGGCUGAAUAUGCAGCCAAGUUUGAGGAGCUGGUGAGGUACUUUCCCCAUUAUCAAGGGAGAGAUGGUGAGAGUUCCAAGUGUGUAAAGUUUCUGAAUGGCUUGCGACCUGAAGUGAAGCAAGCUGUGAAUUACCAAGGUGUUCGUCAGUUCCCACUUUUGGUUAACAUGUGUCGGAUUUGGGAUGAAGAUUCCCGAGACAGGGCGGCCUAUUAUAGGAGUACAGGUCCAAUGAGGAACAAAAAGAAUGGGCCUCAACAUCGAGGAAAACCAUAUUCGACUCCUCCUAAGCAAUAUGGUAACCACCAUGACAAUCAGAGGACUGUUGCUAGGGGAUUUGCAGGUGGUAGCGGUAGCAAACCCAAUACUUUCUCCACUCAUAUCAUUUGUUACAGAUGUGGUAAGCCAGGGCACAUCUCCUCGAAUUGUCCCGAUAUAGGCGUAACAUGUUUUAAUUAUGGACAAAAGGGACACACUCAAAGAGAUUGUUCACGACCCAAGAAAGAGCAAAAUGGUGAAGGCCCGAAUGACCAAACUAGACAUCCAAAGACCACGAGAAGAGUCUUUACCCUUAAUGGUGCUAAAGCUUCGAAAUCCAAAGAUCUAAUCCAAGGAAAACUUAAGCUUUCUGUGUCUUCCUUAAAUAAAGAUCUAGUGGUAGAGACCCCUACUAGUGGUUCUGUGUUAACUUCUGACACAAAUGGUUACACCACCCAGCUCUCCUCCUCCUCCUCCUCCUACUGGUGCAGCAUCACAGUCACCAUCAACCUUGAAGCGGAUAAGAAAAGCCACACGGCUAAGAUCAUUGGCGACUAG
Messenger RNA from Glycine soja, 1029 nucleotides. RefSeq lists its product as uncharacterized. Gene Ontology annotation, biological process: positive regulation of cytoplasmic translation. Bases 1 to 1029 code for a protein of 342 amino acids. Lineage: Eukaryota; Viridiplantae; Streptophyta; Magnoliopsida; Fabales; Fabaceae. The record is from RefSeq and is a predicted model, not a curated record. Gene Ontology annotation, cellular component: cytoplasm. Gene Ontology annotation, molecular function: mRNA binding; zinc ion binding; single-stranded RNA binding. The transcript is spliced from 3 exons.